AAUAUGUGCUGCCUUCAUGCACUCUCGCAGUCGAUUCGAAAAUUUUGCUGAAAAAAGUUGUUAGCGGUUGAUGUUGCUCGUCGCGAAUGUAUUUCAAGUGCGAAGUUAAUAAAUAAAAUUGAAAUCAAAAUCGUUGUUGCUAUCCUGCCGCCAAGGCGUACACAUUUAAACGCCAGUGCACCUUAAGCCGAUAAAGCGUCGUUCCAGCAGAUUCACAUUUUGCUUCUCCAAGAUGUCCAAGUACACAGGCAAAAAAUGUCGACUGCUCUCCAUGAUGUGGCUGACGGCGUUUUUCUUCUUUGUGGAAAUUGUCGUCGGCUACGUGACGAAUUCCAUGGCACUGGUGGCCGACAGCUUUCACAUGUUGGGCGAUAUAGCCGCCUUGGUGAUAUCGUUCUUAUCGGUUAAGAUGUCGCCAAAGAAAUGGUCCAAGAACACUUUUGGGUGGGCGCGCGCCGAAGUCCUUGGAGCGUUGGUCAACGCCGUGUUCCUAGUGGCUCUCUGCUUCAGCAUAACGAUUGAGGCGUGUAAAAGAUUCAUCGAAAAGGAACCAAUACACGAGCCAAAGCUGCUGGUGAUUGUAGGCGCCUUGGGCCUGCUGGUCAAUGUGAUAGGACUCUGCCUACUCUACGAGCAUGGUGGUGCGCACGGCCACUCACAUGGAGGCGGUUUGACGCGCAACCACAGUCGACUCACCGAGCUGGCAAACAUGGAUGAUGUGGACGAUGAGAACAAUGACUAUGCGUACGAGAAGCAGAAGGAGAAACAGGUGAAAAAGUCUAGCCAUGGCCACAGUCACGAUCCGGGACAGAUGAAUAUGCGCGGUGUUUUCCUUCACGUGCUCAGCGAUGCCCUUGGCAGUAUUAUUGUGGUCAUCAGUGCAGUGGUGGUGUGGAAGACCGAAUGGGAGUAUCGCUUCUAUAUGGAUCCAGCUUUGUCCAUUGUCUUAGUCGCCCUCAUUCUACACUCAGUUUGGCCCUUGCUGCGAGAAUCCGCGCUGAUUUUGCUGCAAACUGUGCCCACACACAUUCAGGUGGAUGCCAUUCAAAAACGCCUGCUGGAGAAGGUUGAUGGCGUACUCGCCGUUCACGAAUUCCACGUGUGGCAGUUGGCCGGAGACCGCAUCAUAGCCUCAGCGCACAUUCGCUGCCGCAAUUUGUCAGAGUAUAUGAAAAUAGCGGAAAAGGUCAAGGAAUUCUUUCACAAUGAGGGCAUCCACUCCACCACCAUUCAGCCGGAGUUUAGUGAGAUCGAGGGUUGCAACAUGUCCGAUGGAACAUCCAGUAUUAACAUGAGCGGCUCCGAUUGCUGUGCCCUCGACUGUCCCACCACGGAAGAGGGCUGCGUGAAGGCCACUUGUUGCCAAAAUAACAACAAAAUAAAUCAACUGCCGUCGCCCACGAAUUCACCCUAUUUGUGCCGUCAGCGGAGUGCGGCGCGUCAAGCGGGCGAUCUGGAAGCAGGCUCGCUGCUGGAGGGAAACAAUAGAGUGAGCAUUGUAUCCGCAUCAGCCACAACGGAUGCGAGCACAACCCAACAGCCAAAUGGUGAAAUAGUCUGACAACUUCAAAGCCAAACAACAGCAACAAAGCAGGCCACACAGCAAGUUCACUUUGCCACAACAACAACAGCAAUAAAUGAAGCUGGAGCCACGCCCAUAACACCAGCAACGACACGUGAUAUAAUGUAUGAGCCUGGCACAACAACACAAAUACCAAUCACAACUGUAACCACAGCCACAACCAAUAACCAAGAUGCUUCCAACGCCACGGGCAGCAUAAGUCUAAACCUCUCCUCCGUAACCGCCCAGCGACGACGUGAGUUGCAAAUGCGGGCCGAGCAGCAAGUGACGCUCAAAGCUGGCGCCUGCACACGCAAUGGCGAUGAGGUGGCACUCUAAGUAAAAAACUCUUAAAGUAAAAAACAAAAAAAAAAAAAACCAAACAAACUUAACAUUUUAUUAGCUACCUAAGUUUUUUGUACCAUGUUUGUUGGUAUAAUUGUUGCAACUGCGCAAUGGACUGACUGGUCUGCCAAUGUGCAGUGAUCGGAUAGGAUUUUUAAUUUGUUCGUAGUAGAAUUUAUACCUUUAGUACAUGAAAUGAAAGAGUAUGUGUGCAUGUAUA
This is a messenger RNA of Scaptodrosophila lebanonensis, 2126 nucleotides long. RefSeq names its product zinc transporter 1 (gene ZnT63C). Gene Ontology annotation, biological process: detoxification of zinc ion; zinc ion transmembrane transport; intracellular zinc ion homeostasis. The transcript is spliced from 10 exons. The record is from RefSeq and is a predicted model, not a curated record. Gene Ontology annotation, cellular component: membrane. NCBI's taxonomy places the organism in Eukaryota, Metazoa, Arthropoda, Insecta, Diptera, Drosophilidae. Gene Ontology annotation, molecular function: zinc ion transmembrane transporter activity. Bases 233 to 1561 code for a protein of 442 amino acids.